Molecule: messenger RNA, 1560 nt
Organism: Penicillium brevicompactum
Lineage: Eukaryota; Fungi; Ascomycota; Eurotiomycetes; Eurotiales; Aspergillaceae
Product: putative U1 snRNP complex component Yhc1
Exons: 4
Coding region: 1-1560 (519 amino acids)
Biological process (GO): spliceosomal snRNP assembly; mRNA splicing, via spliceosome
Cellular component (GO): U1 snRNP; nucleus
Molecular function (GO): zinc ion binding; nucleic acid binding
Source: RefSeq, a predicted model, not a curated record
AUGGCUGGCGAAACCGGCCCUGUGGAGGUCUCGCGAUCCCAUGCGAUGGUGAUUGCGGGACUCUUCGCCCUGGCAUGUUGGAACGUGCUGCAAGUGACGGUUUCGAUAUUCACCACCUUCAGACACUAUCGUGGCCUCUAUUUCUGGAGCAUGCUGAUUUCCACAAUGGGAAUCCUUCUACACACAAUCACCGCUUUUCUUCGUUAUUUUGCACUCGCUCCUAAUUUCCCUAUGUGUAUCCUGAUCUGUAUCGGCUGGUACGCUAUGGUCACAGGCCAAUCCGUUGUGUUGUAUUCACGACUUCAUCUGGUCACCUCAUAUGACCGCUACUCUCGAUGGGUAUUAUGCAUGAUCGUCUUCAACUUCUGCGCCCUGCAUAUCCCCACCACUGUCCUUUUUCUCGGCAUCAAUCGCGGCUUGCAUAGUCUCGAUGAGCCUUUCAAUAUCUACGAACGCAUCCAGCUGGCAGGAUUCGCCGUCCAAGAGACCAUUCUGAGCGGUCUUUAUAUCUGGGAAGCCACGACUACCCUCCGACCCAUUCUCCAAAUGAAGGGCUCCCGGGGACGGAGAGUUCUGGUGAAUCUUGUCGCCGUCAACGCCAUCGCGGUCCUGCUUGAUGCAUCUCUGUUGACGACGGAAUAUACCAACCACUUUGACAUCCAGACCACAUACAAACCGGUCGUCUACAGCAUCAAAUCACUAUUAGAGUUCACUGUAUUGAACAGUUUACUUGUCGUUGUCCGCACGAAUCCAUCGAGCAUCGAAGAUGUCGAGCAGUUGAACAGAGACGAACUCCACAUGGAGAUGCGAUGGAGUGACAACCGCUCGGACCAUGCCGCCACUCCGGGCGUUGGUCAACCACGAUCUGAUAAUAGCGACUACUGCGAUGUCUACCUGACACACGACUCGAUGAGUGUGCGCAAGGCGCAUAACUCCGGUCGAAACCACCUCAGAAACGUGGUGGAUUACUACCAGCAGAUCGGCCAAGAAAAGGCUCAGUCCGUCAUCGAUUCCAUCACCUCAUCCUACGCCGCAGAAGGCCAACAGGUCCCCAACAUGAUGCCCCCAGGCGCUUUCCCUCCUCCUCCUUUCGGUGCUUUCCCUGGUCGCCCUGGCAUGCCCCCUCCUCCCUUCGGCAUCCCGCCACCAGGUGCCCCAGGUGCCCCGGCCAUGAUUCCUCGUAUGUCCUACCCAAUCCCUCCCCAUAUGUGGAGACCACAAGAUAUCCCCUACGGCCAAAUCCCCUCUAACAUCCCACCCUUUCCAGCCCCCGGAGCUCACGGCCUCCCAUUCCCACCACCAUUCAACGCGGGAACCCCUCCAACAGGUGGCUUCCCUCCUCCCCUUCCUAACAUGCCCCAGGGCGCAAUCCCACCUCCAGGCCCCGGCGGCUUCCCCAAUCUUCCAUUCCCGCCUCCCGGUGGAUUCCCACCUAUGCCCCAGGGCAUGGGCCCCGGGCCUGGUGGUCCUUCGCCUAUUCCUACUGGUCCGCGUGGCUUGGAGGGAUAUCCUCCCCCUCCUGGAGGUGGUCCUCCUCCUGGGAUGGAUCAACGGUGGUGA